Molecule: messenger RNA, 2646 nt
Organism: Puntigrus tetrazona (Sumatra barb)
Lineage: Eukaryota; Metazoa; Chordata; Actinopteri; Cypriniformes; Cyprinidae
Gene: nrip2
Product: nuclear receptor interacting protein 2
Exons: 6
Coding region: 472-1371 (299 amino acids)
Biological process (GO): proteolysis
Molecular function (GO): aspartic-type endopeptidase activity
Source: RefSeq, a predicted model, not a curated record
GAGAGAACGAGAACGAGAGGGAAACAGGAGAGGACAGAUCGCCUCUGCGGCGCUGCAAGGACAGAGUGAACAUCUCUGGGACGCAGACCGACCAAAGCUCUCAACAAUCGCACUCUCUUCACCAUGACAACCGCACCAAUCGCUGCACUGGACUGACAGCUGUCAAUCGACAGGAGAAGAUUAUCAGGAUCACCUGCUACAGGAGAGAUUACAAGCUACUAUAAGGGACUUAAGCGGAGUAAUUCCAACUUAUGGUUGGUUAGAAGUUGCCAUCCAGAGGGAAAUUGGCCAUUUUUGAUCCCUCAACUGAACGCCUGCAUGCGUUCAAGUGCGCGUGUGCUUUAGGGGGAGUGUAUACGAGGGUCAGAGUCUUACUGGCUGUCACCCGUCAGUGCGGUGCCACUAUAAGCUUCAGUAGAGCCCGUUUUAGUGGGGUAGCUCUGUUUAUUUAGCAUAUUAGCCGCGAAAACCAUGAGUGAGGGCAAGAAGGAGUUAGAGAUGAGGGACAAAGCCAUCAUGCAUCAGCAGAGGAGACUGAAACAGGCCACCCAGUUCACGCACAAGGACUCUGCCGAUCUUCUGCCUCUGGAUGGGCUGAAGAGGCUGGGAACCUCCAAAGACCUGCAACCCCACAGCAUCGUCCAGCGCCGCCUCCUGGAGGGCAACAUUCCCCGUUUGCGUGGAGAGGCCCGGGACGUCCCGUCUCACGUCCGCUCGCCCCUGGCAGACAGCAAAGAGGGCGGCGAGCCGGAGGAGAGGAGCGAGAGCACGGUGGAUGACUCUACAGAGGAGAGGGAGUCUCCAGAGGAGAGCGAAAAGAGCCUGAGGUCUGACGAGGACGAGGAUGAUGAAGACGAAGGGGACAGCAGCGAUGCGGGCGGAAAGACGGAGCCCAAGCAGAAAAAUAAGACGGAAGAGGAGAGGAAGAAAGCCCUCAAAGAGGACGAGAGAGCAUCCAGCCUCUCAGCUCUAGUGGUCCAGUGUAAGUGCGGAGAUGCAGAAGUGAUGUUAUCCAUAAACACAGGGUGCCAAUACAACCACAUCUCUAAAACAUGCUGCAGACGACUUGGACUGAAAACCAACCUGGAAGACAAAGCUCAUGACAAGCUCCCGCUCAGUGCUUCCACGGUGGAGACAGUGAAGUCAAUGCACCUGCAGCUGGGCAGAGAAAGAGUGCAAUGCACAGCCCAGGUCAUAGAGGACGCCACAUUUGAGGUGCGUCUGGGUCUACAGACUCUGCUGGAUCUCAAAUGCUGUGUGGAUCUGAACUCUAGAGUGCUCCGACUCCACAGCACAGAGCAGGAGCUUCCCUUCCUGGAUCCACCUGCUUGCAGCCAGUGCCAUCACCAUGACAACAACAAAAACAUGUGACCUCGGACCUACGUGCCCAACAGCCGCCAUGACCGUACCCAUGUAAUCAGAGAGGAAGUCGCCAGAAGGACCAGAAGCCUGCAUCUGGACCGUAGUGUUCCCUUGUGCCAGAUCAACAUAGACAGGCCUCUCCUCUCUCAUCUUUCCUUCUUUAUUCUUCGUCGUUCGUUUCUGUGCUAUUACAGAAAUCUGCCAACUAUGAUUUUAUAUUAUUAUUUGCUGUGAUGAAUUAGUUUUGAUUAAACGUAAUAAAGCUCAGGAGGAGGAAGAUCGCGUUUUUGACAUUUUAAAAAUUGCCUUCACCGAAACGCGGGACACAGCUAACCCUUAAGAAAUUGAACGGUUUGAGUAAUAUUUCUCUAGCUGGUGAUUUUAAUUACAACUGAAGCAAAUUAUAUUCUUAUACAUAACGGAGAGUCUCCUAAACGAUCACUAAACCUGAUUUUAUACUUUUAAAAAAAUAACUAAUCGGAAAGUUUCUUUCGCAAAAACCUCCAAUUUAGCUAGAAAUCUCUCAUCCGAAACUGCCUUUUACUAACAAAGCCUGUGUUUUCAAACCUCAUUUCCCUUUAGAAAGCCAACUCUGCCCUCAAAUGAUAAGAACAACUUCAGCCAGUCCAAUCAAAUGUUAAUUGAGCCCUCGGGCUUCAAUCUCACUCGAUGACCCCCAAACCAAGCAAAACACUUCAUCUGCAUGAUUUUAUAGACUUGUGUUAUUCUGUUUUCGAGGUGUAGGACUGAGUAAAUGCAAUGACUGUCACCUGCAAGCGGUUUCUGCCGUUUCAGUUCUCUUCAUCUAGAGACCAUUUUUCCAGAAACCCUGUUCUGUUGUUGCUCAGUCUGUCCUCAUAAACAGAGACGUUUCUCCACCGCCCGCUCUUCGCUUAUUGCUCUGUUCGUUCGUUCAUGAAGCACAACUACGACCGUCUUAGUGCGGCCGAAAGCUCCCACCAAAAUGUCAGCCGAUGACCCAAAAGGGCAUCUAUGUCCCACGCAAACUCAUCCUAAACGGUGCGGAUAAUUAAAUAGUUGGCACACAAUGCUCAAUUACCCCAAUCAUCUGGCCUUUUAACACCGUGGACGACCUUUCAGUGAAGGACGUCCAUAGGAUUAGCUGGUUUUGUGUUCUUCUCUUUCUUUCUACGCUGUGUGAGGACCAACUGUAAGAAAAAAAAAAAAAAAAAAGAGUUUAUUUUUGGUGUUUUUUUUUUUUUGUUUCCUUUUCUCUGAACAGUAUUUUCUCUGCCUAAACAAAAUAAAUCUGUAUUCUGGCUA